Messenger RNA from Mycosarcoma maydis (corn smut), 2151 nucleotides. Its product is annotated as putative lanosterol synthase. Gene Ontology annotation, biological process: ergosterol biosynthetic process; triterpenoid biosynthetic process. The record is from RefSeq and is a predicted model, not a curated record. Bases 1 to 2151 code for a protein of 716 amino acids. Lineage: Eukaryota; Fungi; Basidiomycota; Ustilaginomycetes; Ustilaginales. Gene Ontology annotation, molecular function: lanosterol synthase activity. The transcript is spliced from 4 exons. Gene Ontology annotation, cellular component: lipid droplet.
AUGACCACCACAAGCCCUCCCCUCGGCAAGACCGAUCUGUCUCGAUGGAGGCUUCGAGUUUCGGACGGUGGUCGCCACGUCUGGCACUAUCUUCGCGAUGAUGCUGAAUGCAAGGCGUGGCCGCAAUCCGUCGAAGACAAGUACUGGCUCGGUCUCGCCACAGAUCUACCGGAGCUUCCAAAGGCCAAAACACCGCUCGAUACUGCCAGGAACGGUCUCUCGUUCUACCGCCACCUCCAGUCUUCCGAUGGCCACUGGGCAGGCGAAUACGGUGGACCCAUGUUUCUUCUACCAGGCAUCAUCAUCGGCAUGUACGCCACUAAGACGCCUAUCCCCGAAGAAUGGAAGAUUGAGAUUGCUCGAUACCUCUGGAACCGCGCCGACAAGGCGGAUGGCGGCUGGGGUAUUCACAUCGAAGGCUGUUCCACCGUCUUUGGUACUGCUCUCAACUACACCGUGCUGCGUCUCAUCGGCGUGUCCGCAGACCAUCCGAUGAUGGUCAAGGCGCGCGGUACGCUGCACAAGCUCGGCGGUGCAACAGGCAUCCCUUCGUGGGGUAAGCUCUGGUUGGCGAUCCUCAACUGCUAUGAAUGGGAGGGCAUGAACCCCAUCCCACCCGAGCUGUGGUUGUUGCCCGAUUGGCUGCCGAUCCAUCCAUGGAGGUGGUGGAUCCACACUCGAAUGGUCUACAUCCCCAUGGGCUAUCUGUGGGGUCGAAAGUUCAAAGCCGAGAUCGAUCCGUUGAUCGAAUCGUUGAGGCAAGAGCUGUAUGUUGAACCGUACGAGUCGAUCAACUGGCCAGCGCAGAGAGGCAACAUUGCAUCGGUCGACAUCUUCUACCCGCACACCAAGACGCUCAAGACGCUCAUGGCGCUCGUCGGCGCCUACGACAACUGUCACAUCCCUCCAUUGAGGAGAGCAGGCAUCAAGCGCGCCUACGAGCUGCUCGUGCUCGAAGACGAAAACACGUCCUACCAAUGCCUCGGUCCGGUCAACAAGAUGCUCAACUACGUAGCACGCUGGGAGGUCGAGGGUCACGAUAGCCACGCCAUGCGAAUGCAUCGCGAAAAGCUUAAGGAUUUCAUGUGGAUCGGUCCCGAGGGCAUGAUGAUGACUGGAACCAACGGUAGUCAACUCUGGGACACAUCCUUCAUUGCCCAGGCCAUGGUGGAUUCCGGGCUUGCUGCAGCCCAAGAGAAUCGUCAGCUCACACAAAAGUUGCUCGACUGGCUCGAUGAAUGUCAGAUCCGCGACAAUCCCAAGCAUUUCAAAACAUGCUAUCGUUUCGCUACCAAGGGUGCUUGGCCUUUCUCGACAAAGGAGCAAGGCUACGUGGUAUCGGAUUGCACGGCUGAAGGUUUAAAAGCUGUCAUCAUGCUGCAAGAAUCCGUGCCCUAUCUGUCGAAACAAGUCUCUCGAGAACGCAUGCAUGAUUCCAUUGAUUUGCUGCUCACCAUGCAAAAUCCAGGAGGUGGCUUUGCAUCGUACGAAACCAUCAACGGUCCCGCAUUGCUCGAACUCAUCAAUCCGGCCGAAGUGUUUGGCGACAUUAUGAUCGAGUAUGCCUAUCCCGAAUGCACCACUUCCGUGGUCACUGCGCUGCUCAAAUUCACCAAGAUCGACGACUACCGUAAAGACGACAUUAGCAAGUGCGUCGAUAGUGCUGUCAAGUACAUUCUACGUGCGCAGAGGGACGAUGGGAGCUGGUUCGGCUCGUGGGCGAUCUGCUUCACGUAUGCUACCAUGUUCGCCGUGGAAAGCUUGAUGUUGGCCGGUCACACGUACGACAACAGUGAGGCAAUCAGGAAAGCGUGCAAGUUUCUCGAGAGCAAACAGAUGCAUGAUGGUGGAUGGGGUGAGACGUACAAGUCGUGCGAAACGGGAGUAUAUACACCUGCGAACAAGUCGCAAGUGGUGCAAACAGCUUGGGUGAUCAUCACACUGCUACACGCCAAAUAUCCCCAAAAGGACCGCAUCAGGAAAGCCGUCAAAGUCAUCAUGGAUCGUCAACUUGCCGAUGGUUCAUGGGCGCAAGAACAGAUCGAAGGCAUUUUCAACAGGAACUGUGCCAUCUCGUACCCGAACUACAAAUUCAGCUUUACCAUCUGGGCGUUGGGCAAAGCUGCGCGCGAACUCGAUUGGAGUGCGUGA